Molecule: messenger RNA, 335 nt
Organism: Racocetra persica
Lineage: Eukaryota; Fungi; Glomeromycota; Glomeromycetes; Diversisporales; Gigasporaceae
Source: the annotation of a GenBank genome assembly
UUGGAUGUGUGCUUAUAAAUGAUGAGUUAGCAGAUUCGAAUCGGUGGGUUUUAUGUCAGACAAAACAGGCCACUGGAGGCUAUGUACCUGCUAUUAUUAUAACCGAUACUGAUCCAGCUUUGGAUCUUGCAAUCUCCGAGAAGUAUGAACAAUCUUAUGCCAUGCAUUGUAUAUUCCAUAUAUCACAAAACUUUCCUCAAAAUCUCGAGGCUAAGUUGGGUCAACAGUAUCAGGAGUUUGUUCAAGAUUUUUAUACUGCUAGAAAUUCUUUUGUUCUAGAAGUUUUUAAACAAAAAUGGAAACAGUUAAUUAAGAAAUAUAAUGAGCCUAGAGUU